GAUGAUGAUGAUGAUGAUGAUGAUGAUGAUGAUGAUGAUGAUGAUUAUGAUGAUGAUCAGGAGGAGGAGAAGGAGGAGAAAUUUUCACAACUACGCUUUGUACAAGUGGAAAGCCUACGGGAACUGGACGAACCAGUCGAACCGUCCGCAUUCGAGUCAUUGAUUACCACUCAGUGCAACCGAACGCGAGAAUUACUUCGCACCAAUUGGAUUCCAAAAUGUGCAAAUGCGUUCAUCGAGUUGCGACAUACUUGGGUUCAUUUACUCCCCCAACGAUCGUCCGACAGUUCUGAAGCCGUUCGUGCAUUCUUCGCCUGUAUUGCAGCUUUAAUGUCUAAACAACUGAGAAGCAUCGUGGAUCAGUCCUUAAAAGAUUUGCUCGAAUUGCUACAAGAGCAUCAGGAUGGUAAUGCGUUCGAAGAUACGUAUGACGAGCUAAAGUUCCUUCGGCGACCGUUGCUCUUGAUUCGUCUGCGAGUCUCAGACCCUAAAAUUAUAUUCAUGCCAACAUUUCGCGAAACUCGAGAUUGCAUUUUACGAUGCUUUCAGGCAAUAACUGAUGCCGCAGAAGGCCUACCAAGAGUUGAAGUUGACGUCUUCCCGGAAUUACGUAAUCACGCUUUGUACCUUCGAUCGGUCUCCUUCAGGGAACAAUUGGUGGUCGAGUAUACGGACAAAGCGAUGACCGUAUUUCGAGCUAAUUCGGUCGGACCGAAACAAUAUUUGGAAAUUUACAAACCUUACGGAAAUUUGUUGAACAACAAGGCUGAAUUGGAAUUGCGAACUUUUCUAAAAGACCGGCACACAUUGCUGGCAGUAAAAAAGCGCAAAGGCAAAGGAUGGGCCAGCGAUGCAGCUCUAGUGGAUCAGCUCAAUUCUAGUUUGAAUGUAGUACAACAGAAAAUCGAGGGCUUCCAAGAUCUACGUGGUGAAAUCACUAUGCUUCGUCUGUCUGUUCCUCUCAGCCUAUUUAGUGUGGAUUGCCGUAGUGUGAAUGAAGAAUUGGCCAAUCGCGUGUGGAAACUACGAGAUAUACUUAUUUCGUUCGAACUGGACGAAAAUCGCGAUGUGAAUCGUGGAAUUUGUCGACGUUACGAUGAAAUUAUGAAUCGAUUGAGUGAGACUCCACCGGACACUGAAAGUUUGGUUCAGUUGCAAACUUACAUGCGCGACGUGUCCAAUACGUUGGUAUUCAAACUGAAGGAAGAAGUGGCCGAGGCAGCGGAUCGUCUUAAUUUCCUAUUAGAUUACGCAUUUCUCUCAGUGGAUGAUAUCAAACUGAACUCGACUUUGUUCUACUGGCCGGAACAUAUUUUGAGUGUACUGGAUGUAACCUCUACCCGAGUGAACAUGCUACGUGAGGCUGCGGAGGAAGAUUUGAAAAACCGAACAUCCGCAUUGGAAGCGCGAAUUUUGGCCUGUUGGGAUCGGAUUACAACAAUGCGCCGACGAGAAGUGAUCUCUCAGGAUGAGAUGCUCAAGUCCAAACAGAUCUUGGACGAAUUUCAAUCGGAUUUGGAUAUGUUGACACUGGAAGCAGAACAGGUGAACAAGGAAGAGGCUCUUGUCCAAUGGGAACAGACACAAUUUCCCCAAUUGACGGAAUUGCGUCGUCAGAUGGAUCCUUUCGAUCGUUUGUGGCGUACUGCGCUAGAAUUUGACACGAUGAACCGUCAGUGGCUUCAGGCUCCAUACCAUACGUUGAAUCCGUUCGAUAUUGAACAGCAAGUGGGGGACAUGUUCAAAACAAUGCACAAAUUGACAAAAAUGUUGGCCGAUUUACCCGGACCGGCAAAAGUUGCGCAAAAGAUGAAGACCAAACUAUCGAAAUUUCAACAGUUCAUGCCUAUUAUACAUGUUGUAUGCAAUCCGGGCAUUCAAUCGAGGCACUGGGAUCAAAUGAGCGAUAUUGUCGGUUUUGACAUUAAACCGAGUCCAGACACACAAUUGAUCACAUUUCUUGAGUACGGGCUGAAAGGCUUUUUGGAACAACUGGAAGAGGUUGGUGCUGCCGCGGCCAAAGAACACCAACUGGAAACCACAAUGGCCAAAAUGAAAGAGGAGUGGCGUCAAAUGCGGUUCGAACUUCUACCUUAUCGAGAUACAGGUAUUUCCAUUCUCUCCGCGAUCGACGACAUUCAAGUCUUGCUGGACGAUCACAUUAUCAAAGCACAAACAAUGCGUAAUUCCCCGUACAUCAAACCGUUCGAAGCGGAAAUGGCUGCGUGGGAGAGCAAACUGAUCUCAAUGAACGACAUCCUCGAUGUUUGGCUCAAAGUACAAGCCACUUGGUUGUAUCUUGAACCAAUAUUCUCUUCAGAGGAUAUUCUGGCUCAAAUGCCUGAGGAGGGUCGCAAAUUCGGAGUGGUCGAUGUUCUAUGGCGUGAAGUGAUGACAGAAGCAGCUGUGAAUCCCAGUUGCCUAGUUGCCACCGAUCAAAGAGACAUGUUACGCCGACUGACUGAUGCACACAUCCUUUUGGAGGAGAUCCAGAAAGGUUUGAAUGACUAUCUGGAAAAGAAGCGUUUGUAUUUUCCUCGCUUCUUUUUCCUAUCGAAUGAUGAAUUGUUGGAGAUCUUGUCAGAAACGAAAGAUCCACAACGUGUCCAACCGCAUCUCAAAAAAUGCUUCGAAGGUAUCAGUCGUCUUUCAUUCACCGAACAGCAAGAAAUUGUUGGAAUGACUUCAGCCGAGGGUGAGACUGUCCCAUUUGUCACUAAGAUCUACCCAGCCAAAGCCAAGGGAAUGGUCGAAAAGUGGCUACUUCAAGUCGAGGAUGUCAUGUUAAGCAGUCUUCGAAAAGUCAUUUCAGAUAGCGUGUACGCUUAUUCGGAAACUCCCAGAGAGAAAUGGGUUCUGGAUUGGCCUGGACAAGUGGUUCUUUGUGUAUCGUGUAUCUAUUGGACGGAGGAAGUUCAGGAGUCUAUGGGCACUGGUAAACUGGCUGAGUAUCGGGUCAAAUGUGACAAACAGAUAGACGACAUUGUGCGACUUGUUCGUGGUCCUUUGACAAGUGGCGAAAGAAUAACUCUGGGUGCCCUCAUUGUCGUCGAUGUGCAUGGUCAGUUUGAAUAG
Echinostoma caproni is the source of this 3075-nucleotide messenger RNA. Lineage: Eukaryota; Metazoa; Platyhelminthes; Trematoda; Plagiorchiida; Echinostomatidae. The record is from the annotation of a GenBank genome assembly.